This is a messenger RNA of Anthostomella pinea, 1005 nucleotides long. Lineage: Eukaryota; Fungi; Ascomycota; Sordariomycetes; Xylariales; Xylariaceae. The record is from the annotation of a GenBank genome assembly.
AUGAGUACUCCCCUUCUACGAGCACCUCAUCACCCUGAAGACCACGGCGCGAGUUCGAUCUACGACGGCGCGAGUGGCACGGCGAGGGUGAGGGCGUCGCUGGCAGAGGAGACGACGCCAGAGGACGUCAUCUCCAGCAGAUACGGCUCAGAGCGCGUCAUCCAGAAGAGACGGAUUCCCCUUCCUCUCAUCUCCCAAGUCCACAGCGCAGAUCACGGCGCGUAUGGCAGUCACCCAAAAUCCGCGGCGGUCCCCGAAGCGGUACGCCGCCAUAUCGACGAGAGAUACGGAAGAAUACAAAUAUCGGAAAAAAGCAAGCUCUUCAUCCACGAUGGUAGCAAGCACGUGCCAAAAAGCCCUUCGACGAGAAGUCACGGAGCCGUGACGAUAGCAGACGACGUCGACCACCGAAAGGACAUGUCACAAGAAGUGAGCAGCUGUAAGAAGAUCCUCACGAGCGAGCAAGCUAGCACGAGAAGCGAUCUCUUCAGCGGGAGAAGCGACCACAAUCCCUGUUGCAACGAUGGCAAAGGCACCAAGCAGCUGAAAGCAUCGGAGUCAUCCGCGAGCAGUAGAGGACCUCAGCAGAAGGGGCACACGAGUAGCUUGAUGGCAGCAGAGUCAUCCGGAGCGACCAGAAGUCCUCUCGCCAACGCGGCAGAGGCACCAGAAGGAGAAGAACUCCAGAGCAUUAACGGCAUCCCUUUUUCACAUGUCACGAAUGCGAGAGCUCCUCAGCGGGGGAAGCACCAGAUCCUCAAUGGCACCCCCUUUAUUAUGUACGGAGUCCCACGAGAAGUCCUCUUGCCAACGCGGCAGAGGGACGCAGAAAGAAGUCCGCCAGGUCACAGGGGGCACACGCAAAGUAGACCUCCACAGAGGCACGCGCACACAACCAAAGAUAAGGGCGCUUCGGCAAGCGAAUGGAUGGCUCUCAUACCAGCAUCAAAAGAAGCCAAGGUCCUCAGUCUGAGAGGUGGACCCCUAAACACGAAGAAUUCAUGA